AUGGCGCCUCGAGGUCCCACAUCCGCUUUCGAAAGCGAAACAUUUGGACAAGAUGCCUCCUUCCGACUCGAGCAGCCGGUGGGCUCCAUGACCAUUUCACCAAGUGGCCGUGACGUAGCAUUGGCCUCCAAAGAAGGACUGCACAUCAUCGAUCUAGACUCGCCAUAUUCCCUGCCUCGCUACCUCCCCCACAGGACUCCGUGGGAAGUGGCUGAUGUACAGUGGUCUCCUUUCGCCGUUCGAGACUAUUGGGUCAUCAGUACGUCAAACCAAAAGGCACUAGUCUGGAAUCUCGAGGCUCGAUCGUGGCUCGAUUCGAUCGAGUUUGUCCUCCACGGUCAUACAAGAGCGAUCACCGACAUCAACUUUUCGGCGCACAAUCCCGAUGUGCUCGCCACUUGUGCUGUGGACGGUUUCGUGCACUGCUGGGAUCUGAGAGCACCACUAAGGCCAGUGAACUCGUUUUCUGACUGGUUUGCUGGCGCAACCCAAGUGAAGUGGAGUCGACAGGACGAACACGUCAUUGCCAGCUCGCACGACAAGUUCCUUCACAUCUGGGACGAUAGGAAUGGCGCAUACCCUGUGAGAACGAUCGAAGCGCACGGGGCGAAGAUCUCAGGGGUUGACUGGAACAGACACAAUCCAGACAAGAUUGUCACCUGCUCUCUCGACAAAACCAUCAAAUUUUGGGACCUUGCCUACCAAGAGGACAUGCCGGAGCGCAUAAUUGAGACUUCGUUCCCUGUCCGGAGAGCGCGUCACACCCCUUUUGGCUGGGGCUUGCUCGUUAUGCCCCAGCGCGGUAACGGCGACUUGCAUCUUUACGAUCGUCGCGCCAUUAAUGGAGUGCUUGAAAGUGGACUGAUUCAACCAGUCGCAACAUUUGCAGGCCACGAAGGACAAAUUAAGGAGUUUCUGUGGCGCUCACGAGGUACCAUAGUGGACGCUGUGGACAACCGAGAUUUUCAGUUGGUAUCUUGGGGCACAGACCGAGAACUGAGACUCCACGCUUUGGAUCCCAGCAUAUACGCUGAUAUUGGCUACGAGAAGGGAGUCUCCAAGGUCCAAAGGCUCAAUUUCACGCGUAGAGGUGCAGUCUACAGGUCGUUUCGAGAUGAGCCAGGAGAUGCCGAUUCCCCGCUGGAACAAGUCCCUCGUGGCGACAUGUUUCCUCGCCCGAGCCAGGUCAUGCAGUUACGACAUCGAGCAAGCAAUGCCGCAGGCAUGAGUAAAGUGCCCGUAUCGCAAUUUCGAAGCUGGGUGCAAGGGCGUCAGACUCGCCGGUUAGGCAUGCACGGCCGCGGUAACAACAGGCAGAGUGCAGACCCCAUUGCAUGGCUGAAAAAUGUCAAAAUAUCCUCCUGGGAUGCCGACACCCUCGCGGAAGAGAUCCGGCAAGUCGGAGAGAAGUUCAAAAAGGUGGAUUUUGAGGUGGUUGACAUCUCUCGUCGCAAGGCAGUCAUGUCAUUACAGGCUCCUUGGGGGGAGGAGCAAAGCCAGGUCUACCUCCGAAUAGAGAUGCGAUUUCCGAAACUAUACCCGCGGAAUGCCAAUGCCAUCCUCACCUUACAGAAGUCUGGCUUUAUCGACGACGAUACGCACAAGCUCAUCACAACCGAGCUAAACACCAUCUCGGAAACGUAUGCAUCAAGGAAACGCGGCUGUCUCGAAGCGGUUCUACGAUAUUUACUGCGGGAGCAAAACCUUGAGCAGAUCAUAACCUGGGUGUUGGGAGAAUCUUUGACGGAAUCUAAAGUCCUGGAUACUGGUGCCAUCCCAGCGGAUGAUUCUAGCAGUGAUGACGACGAGCAGAUGGACGGCGUACGAGAUGGACUGGAUGCCUCGGCGAACAUCCUGGUACCACUGGCAAAAGGUUGCGGUGCCAUAUGGUCCGAGACGGGGAAGCUCGUCUGCUUUUUCCCGGCCAAAUCCAAAGAACCCGUCUCCCUACUGAGCACCCUUGGUGUCCGAGAUCUGGAAAACUCAGACUCAAGUGGCCUGUUCGAAGGGUUUGGACGCAUCCACACCAGCUCACCUGCUCGCAGAGCCGGCACAGGGACAGGGACAGGGACAAGGACUACCGACGAUGACUCGGAUUCCGACAUGUCAGACUCAUCAUGGCAGUCAUCCAGCAGCUCCUCGUCAUCAUUCGAGACGGAGCAAAAUGUUCGAGGGGUGUCCUCCUAUCCGGUGGGACAUUCGGGGUUGCAGCAACGCUCACGUUCGCCCGACAGAUCCAACAAUUCCACCACAGGCCUCAACAAGUUGAACGACACUCCACGUAAAAGUGCAGUGUCGAUCCACGAUUUUGGGGACCUUGUGCCCUCCAAGCGCGCAUUGGCUACUCAAUACAAGAUCUUCGGCGAUGGCCAACAGCUGUGCAAGCAUAAUGCAGCGGUUGCUCGUGAUAUGUGUCUCGAAGACCUAGCCUCGGUCUGGAUGUUACUCGGUCUCGUUCUGGACGAUGCCGUGCCAUUGGAGGUCAUCUCUGAUCUUAGCCAUACUGCAUUACAUGAUAUAUCUAUCCUCGCACGAGCUGCCACCAGAAAGCCGCCCCAAGGGUAUAAGUCUCCUGACCUAGUAGCGAACAGAGCGAUGGGAAGAACACGUUGGGGCAAUCAUCCGCUAGGCUCGGCAUACCUCUUGCCUGCCGUCUUCGACCACUUUGAGAGGCUGGGAGACAUCCAGAUGCUAGCCACGAUGUCUUGCGUCUUUGUCUCUGCCCUGAAGCGGGGCGCCAUACCUGGAGAUCAGGUUGCCGACCCAUGCGUUGGAUCCCACAUCAAUGGCUCUGUCGUGAGGUCCGAUUACUUCCCCUCGAAAGCUGUAGCCAAGGCUUUCCUUCAAAACGAAAUCGUCCCUGAAGACUACGUCCUUGUCGACUCAAUGAAUCCCUCAGCGAACCAGGGCAUACCUACCGUCGGAGAAGUUCACUCUUUGCAGAGCCAACGAAGGACGUACAACACCAAUGGUCGUCACAACAGCCAGCUCUCGUCGCGUGCACAUAGCUUUGUGGCUGACGAGUUGAGUGACCAUAACCCAGCCCUUUCGACGGCAGUUUCUGUGUCCACAUCCCCAGAAGGAAGCAGACUGGGUCACAGGCUCACCUCCAGUAUCGCAUAUUCCUCUGCCCGCGCCAGCCUCUCGGCGCUGACACAGUCAUACUCCAGUUCUCCGCCAAACCAUGGCUCCAGUUCAGGGGUUGCUUCGGGCUUCAAGAAGUACAGCCCCUCAGGUUCACUGGCGUCUGGCUGGGUGUCCUCGAACCUUUUUGGUGGGACCCAAAGUGGCAACAAACAGACGCGUACGUCCCUCCAAAGCAGCGAGGCGGCCAGCCAGGACAGUCGCGAGGCCAACGCACGGGCGCAGGUUCCACCUUCGCUCUUGCGAGCCUCUCGGAAGGAAAAUGUUCAACAGCAGGGAACGGGCCGUCGAGGCCUCAAGCCCGCCGCGGCGUCUAUAGCCCCGGGACCAGCCCGCCACAAACCGAUUUCUAGGAAGAAAAAGAUCAAGACUCACUUGUUCAACCAAGACAAAUUUGACCUCGACGGCCAUCCACUGUCGCCUUUGUUGGAUCCGGUGUUGGAGCAAAAAUGCAGCGGCUACCGCGCAAGCUAUGCGCACCUACUCGACGUUUGGCAUUUGCCGAUCAAGCGCGCCGAGAUUCUCAAGUUUGACAGUCUGCUGUCCGAACAUUUGAGCGCAACAAGCCAACACUCUGGUUCGACCGCCCAGCAACAAUCAGCGUCGUCAGGCGCUCAUCUCGAACGGCCCGCGCGACGGAAAACAUUGACAGCCGGGGCUCGAGCGCCGAGCCCCGGUCUGACCCUCCGCCGCUGCUGCCGCAACUGCGGACAGGCGCUGGCACCGAUCGAGAAGAACGGCGUCCCCAUUGGUUGGCAGUGCGUCAACCCUGCGUGCGGUCCAGCCGCCAAGGUCCCCGAACGGAGCACCUGCGCCGUGUGCAACAUUUCCAUAGACGGACUCGCAGUCCCCUGUCUGCAGUGCGGUCAUAUGACAUGCUACGACUGCGCGCAGGGCUGGUUUGGCGCUCAACGCAUCAAGACAGAGAGCAGCGCGGGAUCUAGGAGGUCAUCGGAAGAAGCAACGUCGCCAUCAGCAGCAAACGAUCGCAUCGAUAAGGUCGAUCAAGAGAUGACUGGGGCUAGGCAGAAUGAUAAGUACAGCGACAACACCGAUCUCGAAGACGAACACAACACAUGCCCCACGGGCUGCGGAUGUCUCUGUGUAUCCUUGACAGCCAUCCACGCACCCUAUCCACCGUCUUUAGUUCUGAACGCAGAAGAAAGUAGAAGCCAGCUCAAUACGCAGGCAAGAAUUCGGCAUCCUGGGCUGCUCCGCCGUGGCACCUCCGAUAUUCACCGUUCGUCGAGCGUCCUUGUCGCCGUGCCCGAGGACACGAGAGCGGACACGGCGCUAACCGCGUUCCUAGCCCUGACGCAAAGACAUCAGCGAUCCAAGUCUACAACGGCUCGGCCCCAGUCUCACUCCGGGCUUGAGGCACAACACCACCACGUCCAUACCGCCACCGGGAUCGGCGGAGAUGAAGAAGCAAUCCGCGACAACGGCGACGACGAGGGGCCCAACCCGCCCACAGGCGAGGAUGAUGAUGAUGCCCACCUGAAUCCCUGGGUCGGGAGCAAGAUAGCCACGCUGGGGCGCGGCAUUGGUGCCGGCCUGAGUCGCGGGCUCAGCUCCAAAGCCAGCGAUGCGACAAUUCGAAAGUCAAAGUGA
Messenger RNA from Capronia epimyces CBS 606.96, 4755 nucleotides. RefSeq lists its product as uncharacterized. The transcript has a single exon. Gene Ontology annotation, molecular function: protein binding. Bases 1 to 4755 code for a protein of 1584 amino acids. The record is from RefSeq and is a predicted model, not a curated record. NCBI's taxonomy places the organism in Eukaryota, Fungi, Ascomycota, Eurotiomycetes, Chaetothyriales, Herpotrichiellaceae.